Molecule: messenger RNA, 8875 nt
Organism: Dreissena polymorpha
Lineage: Eukaryota; Metazoa; Mollusca; Bivalvia; Myida; Dreissenidae
Exons: 5
Coding region: 197-4102 (1301 amino acids)
Molecular function (GO): GTP binding; zinc ion binding; protein binding
Source: RefSeq, a predicted model, not a curated record
AAGAAAAAUAUGUGUAUUCACUAUAUUCGCUUUAAUAAACUGGCUCAAACAAGUCUGGAAUGUGGACAAAGGUUACCCAAAGUGUUGCACAAUCACUUGUAAAGCACAUUGCGCUUGCGCAUCAGAACUAGGCAGAUCAGAACAGCCUAGUCGGAUCAGUAUUGGGCUGUGGACUGAAUCGCUUCUUACAGUAUUCAUGGAAGCAAACGCAAAUCUUGGAGACGCAACGAAGAGGUCUGACGUUUUUCAAGAUGGUUUAAACCUUGCUGCAGAAGAAAAGGGAGAAAAUGUGGAUCACCAUGAGAACCAAAGUACCUGCAUCCCUUUGAAAACCGAAAUCGAACAAGAGCCGCGUCAAGAGUCUGUGCCAAAACAUUCAGCACAGCAAUGCAGUUCACACAUGCAGUCAAACGUGGUUCAAAAUGAAACAUUGUUGUUGAAAUGUAAGGAGUUCAUUUCUUCAGAUAGCCAAGAAGAACACACGAGUACAAAUAUAACGCGAAUUCAAAGCGAUCGACAAGCACCUUGUAAAUACGAAAUAACUAUGAAGGCGGAUCAAAACGUAAGCCAGUACGUAGCAAUUACGAAUGACACUAAACCCCAAGUGUUAUGCGAGCCUUGCAAAGCAAACGAGAAAUCGAGAAUUGCGAUCUUCUUUUGUGCAGAAUGUGAAAACGAAUGUCUCUGUGACGUCUGCGGUAAACAGCACAAUUUGCAGAAAUUAACACUUAAGCACAAAUUGCAAGAUAUAUGUAAGUACAUGGAAGAAACGAAUCGUGAAAUCAGCGAAAAACACAAGCUGUGCGAGCCUUGCGCAGCCAACAAGAAACCAUGUCCUGCUUUUUACUUUUGUGCAGAUUGCGAAAAUGAAUUCCUUUGCGAGACCUGUGGUAAGCAUCACACUUUACAGAAAUCUACUCGGAAUCACGAAUUGCAAGACAUAAAACAGUAUAUGAAAGAUGCGGAAAAUGAAGUCAUCGACACCCAUCUGCUGUGCGAGCCUUGUUUGGCAAAUGGGAAAUCAAAUUUUGCAUGCUGCUUUUGUGCCGAAUGUGAAAAUGAAAUUCUUUGCGAGACCUGUUGUAAACAUCACACUUUACAGAAAUCAACGCGAAUGCAUAGUUUACGAGACAUAAGUUACUUCAUAGAAGUAAAGAAUGAUGAAGUCAAAAACAACAAACUGAUGUGCGAACCUUGUAAAGGAAGCGAGAAAAUAAGUUUCGCGUGCUACUUUUGCGCCGAAUGUGAAAAUGAAUUUCUUUGCGAGACCUGCGGUACACAUCACACUUUGCAGAAGUCAACGCGAAAACAUAAAUUGCAAGACAUAAGCAAGUACGUGCAAGAUGCAAAAACCGAUGUCAUCGAGAACCAAAAGAUGUGCGAACCUUGCUUAGCAAACAAGAAAACAUGUCGUGCGUAUUACGUGUGUGCGGAAUGUGAAUAUGAAUUUCUUUGCGAUUCCUGUGGUAAACAUCACAAUUUACAAAAAUCAACCCGGUUGCAUAAAUUACAAGAUUUAAGUCAUCACAUGGAAUCAUCGAUUGCAUCUAAAAAUCCUUUGUUUUGCGAGCCGUGUAAAUCACAAGAUAAAUCAAGCCCUGUAUCUUGGUUUUGUGCUGAAUGUGACAAUGAAUUACUCUGUGAACAAUGUGGCAAAUAUCACAUUUCACGCAAGUCAACACGAGGACAUACACUCAAGAAUGUUAAUCACUACAUGGAAAACGCGAUUGAUGAUAUUGACGUACAACGUAGAUUGAUUUGCGAGCCAUGUAAAGCGCAAGCGAAAACCAAAUUAGCUUCUUGGUUUUGUACAGAAUGUGAUAAUGAAAUGCUUUGCGAAGAGUGUGGGAUAUAUCACAAAGCAAAUAAAUUAUUUCGAAUGCAUUCGUUGCAACCAAUUAAAUGUUAUUCGAACGUUAAUGAUACCGACAAAAACCUGAAGCUAUGCGGGCCAUGUUCAGUACUGGAAAAAAAAUAUCCCGCUGUUUAUUUUUGUGUUGAUUGUGAAAAUGAAUUGCUUUGUGAAAACUGCGGAAAGUAUCACACACUGCAAAAAUGUUUUCGAAAGCAUGCUUUGCAAAAAAUCGACAGUCGUCAAUUUACCACUGCUUGCUCAUCUGAUUCUGUUGAUUUGGAAAGUACGCCUGGACAGCCAACACCUACCAAAGUUGGAUCCGACUCUAUCAUUCUUUCGUGGACCAAACCUGCUUUGUUCAAGGAAGGAGAUCAUUUUCAGAUAGCUUGCAGAGAAAACAAGGACCCCAAAUGGAAGAUUUGCUAUGAUAAUGUUGAAAAAAACACUUUUGAGUUGGGCAAUUUAAAGUCCGGCACACCGUUUUUGUUUCGUAUUAGGGCUAUAUAUACUGACUAUGAAAGUAAUUAUAGCAAAGAAAGUGAAGCAGUGACAACAUUGAAAUCUCCUGCCUCACAAAUUGUAGAUUUUUCUAUUAAAUGUAGUGCUGGGAAUCAAUGCCCUAGUCAGUAUGCAUUACCUAUGGGCGAAAACAAACGAGCAAGAAAUACACAAGGGAAAUCACGAAAAUUUGAAAUAGGGUCAGAAAGCCGGGGCAGUUGGCAACAGAAGACUAUAUUACUAAUUGGUGAGACAGGAACAGGAAAAAGCACUCUUGUUGAUAGUAUGGCAAACUAUAUACUAGGUGUAAACUGGAAUGAUCCAUUUCGAUUUACGAUGAUCAAUUUAGAAGAUGAAGAAAGAGAUAAGCAGAAAAAUCAAGCAGUUUCACAAACGGAAUGGAUAACAAGCUACUCGCUGCAUCCUCAAAAUGGUGGAAGACUUCAGUACACUAUCAAUAUUAUUGAUACCCCUGGAUUUGGUGACACGAGGGGAAUCCAGAGAGAUCAUGAAAUCGUUGAUCAAAUUCGGGAAUUGUUCACUGUGAAACCGCCACAGGGUGUUACAACCAUUGAUUGUGUGUGCUUUUUAAUAAAAGCACCUGAUGCUAGGUUGACUGCAACGCAGAGUUAUAUCUUUCAAUCGAUAAUGUCAUUGUUCGGGAAAGAUAUCGAAGAAAAUAUAUGUUCGUUAAUUACAUUUGCAGACGGUCUUGAACCUCCUGUUAUUGCAGCCCUGAAGGAGUCAAAACUGCCAUUUGGUAAAUGGUUCACUUUUAACAAUUCGGCUCUGUUUGCAAAGAAUACUGAUUUAGACUCAUCCAGUAUGUCUCCAAUGUUUUGGGACAUGGGUCUAAAAAGCUUUAGAAUUUUUUUUACACAUCUAGAAACACUACCGGCUAAAAGUUUACAGUUGACCAGUGAUGUUUUGAAUGAACGUCACCGGUUAGAGGCAACAGUAAGAAAUCUGGAACCUUUGCUUGAUGCCGGUCUUGUAAAGAUCAAUACCUUAAAUGGACAGAUCAAAUGCUUUGAAGAAAACAAAUCGAUAAUUGCUGACAAUAAAAACUUUACUUACACUGUUCAGACUACUAAGCACCUGAAGAAAGAUCUUCCAGUUGGCCAGCAUGUCACGAAUUGCACACACUGUAACUUUACAUGUCAUGAAACAUGUAAAAUACCCAAUGAUGCUGAUAAACGAAAGUGUUGGGCUAUGGAUAAGGUAUCGGGUAACUGCAAAAUAUGUCCAAAUAAUUGCUUUUGGGACCAACAUGUCAAUACUCCGUAUAUAUUUGAAUAUGUUGUUGUCGACCAACAGCAAACAUACGCAGAAAUGAAACUAAAAUAUGAAGAGGCAUCAGGAAGAUUGCUGAAUCAAGAGCAGUUGAUAGCCGAGAUAAAAGCAGAUUUAAAUACUGUUGUAGAGACCGUUGAUGAAAUGAUGGAAGCUUUUAAUGAAUCAAAAGCCCGCCUUUCCGAAAUAGCGUUGCGCCCAAACCCACUAACAAUGACAGAACACAUAGAUCUGCUUAUAGAAAAUGAGAAGAUGGCAAAGAAGACUGGUUGGCUUGAACGAAUUAAAACACUGCAAAUGUUUAGGAAGCGGGCUGAAAUAGAUGAGAAUGUUAAUCAAUUCCGAAAACAAGCCACAAAUUAUGUUACCGUCACCAGAAAACCACGAAAAGAUCUGAAAAAGGGGAAGAAUAAGCCCAAUUUAUUUGUGCGUGCAUGGAAUCAUAUUUUAAAAUAAUAAUUAUUACAAGUAUCGUACAUGUAUGCAUAGUGCAAGGACAAACAAUCUUCAAUUUAACUUCAACUAACAUAUCAUUAAAGAACAUUGCGAAAUUGCUGGUUUUAAUUUUGGAUAAUGAAAACGCAGGAACUUUAUCAGGAGAGAAAUCUUUGGAAAAAUCUGGUUAGUGUUAUAUCUGAGGCCAAUGACCAAUACAAAAUACAAUACAUGAAAAUGCAUACAAAACAAAUAUAAAAAGUAUAUAAAUUAUUUUUUAAAAAUGUGGCCAUCCUGAUAUAACGGUCCAUGCAAGUCUCUGUAUCGUGACUGUUUCAAAGUAUAUUUGAGUUUAUUGUCUGAAUUUCCAAAACGUUUCAUGGAAUGUUACGGUUAAAAUGUUUGGUGUUUUUGAGCUGCUGAUGUGAAUUUUUUAAUAUAAAUAAUCUACAUGUUUAUUGCAUAUUUGUUUCAAUUUCGUGUUCGUGUGAUUACGUAUGUAUUACGAUUGUAUAGCAUAUAUUUGAGGACUUGUCGCAAAGUGUGUAAAUAUUAUUUACUGGAUUUUGUAUCACCGCCUUAUGCUUAGCUGGUUUUUAAAUCUUUUCUUAAAUUUCAAUUCUCUCGAUUUGAUUUUUUAAAAUAGAGUUUGAAAUUCAUAUAUGCAGUAAAUACACAUAAGAACGACCAAUGAAAGAUAGGCAUUAUUUAAUAUUCUGUGUACGGAAGGCCACUACCAGUGUUAUAUUAGUUCUAUCCAUUUAUAUGGAAUAAUGUGUCAAGUGUUAUAUUGCAAUUCAGAACACAAGUUUUAAAAAUUCAAAUAUCAGUUGAGAAAUGUUUUAAGGUGUGGCACUUUUUGUGUAUAGAGAGAGAUUUUCAGCAAUCUUGAAUCUAAAGUAAGGUCAAAUCUAGGUCAAGCAAAAAUCAUUUGACCGUUUAAAAUGCCACCGGGUUGACUCAAUCUUUAUAAAAUAUGGCCACAUUGUUUUAUUUUGAUUAAAUCUAGGCCAAGUUUGAAUAUUGGCCUUGUUGGGUCAAAACCUUUAUCGCAAGAGAUAAUGAAAGAAAAUCGUGUUAUCAUUCUAGAAGAAACAUGUGUGACUCAAUCUUGAUGACAUUGGUUGGAAUAUUAAUAUAAUCGAUGUUUAGGCCAUAUUCGAAUCUGGGUGAAGGAGGUUUAAAACUAGGUCAAAGGGUUAUUAUAAGAAAAACAGUGUAACCACACCACAUUUAUGAAUAUUAUAUAUAUUGAAUAUCAUGAAACUUUGUCAGAAUUUUUUCUUGACAAUCACUAGACCAAAUAUAAAUUUUGAAAUUAUGGGUUCAAAAGAAGGUCACUUGUUAAAGUCUAAGAAAACCUCUAAAUUCCUCAUUUGGUUACUUACGACAGUGACAUGAUUUCUGAAUAAUUGUUAUAACUAUAUCUAGAUUAAGUUAAAAACUGGAUCACAUGAAGUAAAAGACACGUGUUCAUAUGGUAAAAUCUUUGAAAGUUUUUGAACCUAGAAUUUAUUUAAGCGCGUUAGGGCAAAUAUGGCCGUCAUGUUUAUGAAUAUACUCUUCGCCAUGUGUCUGAAAGGACAAAUAAGACUUCAGAAUUAAAUAUUAUUUUGAACUACAUGAUUUGCUCUAAGCUGCUAUAAUAAUGUUGUUAUUUUUAUUUUUAAGACAUAACUCGGGUUUUCUCUAUUGAGAAUGUCGUUUCUGUAUUGAUAAUACAUUAUUACAGGAUAAUUAUCUAAAUAUAAAUAUUUAAAAUAGAAUAUAAUACAAUAUAUAUGUAUACAUACAAUAUUGCUGUUGUUGAGGAUGAGCAUCAUGUUUUAUUUGAUUGUAAAAAUUCCUCAGAUAUACGCUCAUUCUAUCUGUCUAAUAUACAACACAAUCAUUUAAUAGUUAAUAGAUUUUACAAGUUACUAAACUUUGGAAGAAAUUAUGAAAUUCUAGCUGUUUGUAAGCUAAUAAAUAAUAUAAUAAGUAGAUAGUAUUAAUAUAGUAAAGGUAAGUAAUACUUAUGAUCAAUAAAUAGUACACUUAUCGUCGUAUGUCAACUUUGUACACCACUUUGUUUGCAUUUGAACCAUUGUUUAGUUAUAUAUAAAAAAACUGCUUUUUUAUUGUUCUUAAUCUGUCAGAUAACAAUUAUAAAUGAAUGUACAUCUAUGCUUAUAUUCAAGUCUAUGUAUAUGCAUUUUGUUAUGGGCCGUUGACCAUGAAUCAAAGACUGAAUAAACUUUUAACGUUAAAACUUUAAACGUCAAUGUAUCAAUAUGUGUGAAUAUAAUUUUCCGUUAAAACAUAUAUUACAGUAGUUACACCAGUUGUAUGUUAUCGUGUACAAUAGCCUUUUUAAAUAUGAACCAGAAACAUACCAAUUGACUAAGGGUGAACUGUUUUUUUAUUCUAUGUGUGUUUUUUUAUUCUAUGUAUACUGGUGCAUAUGUAAUAGCUUUUGUAUUGUGUGGGUUGAGGUUUUGUAAUUUUUGUUUAUUAUACACAUGUAAACGGAACUUUUUUACUUUUGAUGCUGCUGCUUAAAGGUUUUAAGAACGAACUUGACCUUCUCAAUGACUUGAACAUUGAGGCCGAGUUUCAAGAAAACUUCUAUAUAGUUCUAAGACAUGUGGAGCGCCCAUGAAAAUAUUGAUUCUAAUCUUUGACCUUAUAGAAUGACAUUGACAAUAUGCAAGCGUGACUGACUAAGGCCAUCUACACAUUUUGUCAAUAAGGUAAAAUUGAGGCAAGUGAAAUUUAAAUCCAUCAAACAUUAAAGCGAUAAUAAGCGAACAUGACAAUUGAUGCUCAAUUUUUUUAGCCUUAAACUAUGGCCUUGUCCUUGAGCUGAGAUGAAUAUUGCAUGCCUUCGGCACAAUGUCUCAAUGAUCUUAAUAUUUAUGGCAAGUUAAAUGAAAAUCCAUAAAAAGUUAUCGGACAAUUGGAACGGACACACAAGUGAUAUGGACAGACUGAUGGAGGGAUUGAUGGACAUUCUCCAUUUAUGUAAUCCCACUCUCUUCGGCGGGAGAUUAAUUAUACCAGAUUGUAUUAUACUGCUUAAGUUAAACUGACAAAGUUUUAAUUCUAAUUAGUAAUAGCUGUGUGUAUAUAUGUAACAUAUGUUCAUAUUUUCUUCUGCGUUGUAUCUAUACAAGUGCUUUUAAAUGUUGCACAUUAAAAAAAAAACGUUUGCUCCAUUAAAAAUGCAACGCCCAAAAGAAUUUUCCAAAUACAGCUAUGUAACAGUAUUAAAUAUUCCAUUAUGACUGUAAACAAAAACAAUGCUGCACUAGAAAUGGCGCGGCAGAGGCCGACGCGUAUCCCAACGCCGAAUGUUUGACCUAGGUGUUCCCCAGGGUUGGUAAUGGGGCCAUGCAUAGCUGAGAUUGACCGUAUUGUCAUAAGAGAAGUUCAUCAUCAAUUAGAAGUGAAUUGGUGUAGAAAUGAAGAAGUUAUAGUAAAAGGCAAUUUUGGGUGGGUGUGACAUAUGUGGGCAGGGCUCCCCAGGGUUGGUAAUGGGGCCAUGCAUAGUUGAGAUUGACCGUAUUGUCAUAAGAGAGGUUCAGUAUCAAUUUGAAGUGAAUCGGUGUAGAAAUGAAGAAAUUAUAGUAAAAGGCAAUUUUGGGUGGGUGUGGUCUAUGUGGGCGGGGCGCCCCAGGGUUGGUAAUGGGGCCAUGCAUAGUUGAGAUUGACUGUAUUGUCAUAAGAGAAGUUCAAUAUCAAUUUGAAGUGAAUCGGUGUAGAAAUGAAGAAAUUAUAGUAAAGGCAAUUUUGGGUGGGUGUGGUCUAUGUGGGCGGGGCCCCAGGGUUGGUUAUGGGGCCAUGCAUAGUUGAGAUUGACCCUAAUGUCAUAAGAGAAGUUCAGUAUCAAUUUGAAGUGAAUCCGUGUAGAAAUGAAAAAAUUAUAGUAAAUGGAAUUUUUUGGUGGGUGUGGCCUAUGUGGGCGGGCGCCCCAGGGUUGGGAUUGGGGCCAUGCAUAGUUGAGAUUGACCCUAAUGUCAUAACAAAAGUUCAGUAUCAAUUUGAAGUGAAUCCGUGUAGAAAUGAAAAAAUUAUAGUAAAUGGAAAUUUUUGGUGGGUGUGGCCUAUGUGGGCGGGGCGCCCCAGGGUUGGGAAUGGGGCCAUGCAUGGUUGAGAUUGACCGUAUUGUCAUAGGUGAGGUCCAGUAUCAAUUUGAAGUGAAUCGGUGUAGAAAUAAAGAAGUAAAUGUAAAAUAACCUAAAAAAAUGAGUGAUAAUUUCUGACGCGGCCCCACCCCAACCCCUAUAACUUUUGACCCAGGGGUCAGAUCAAAAUUCCAAAUAGUGCAGGGUCGCACAUAUGCUCAUAGCUACCAUGUGUGUAAAUUUCAAGGUUCUAGUGCUUUUAGUGUAGGAGGAGAUAGUGGCCAGGACGGACGGACAGACGGACGGACGGACGGACGGACGGCGGAGAUCACCACAAUAUCCCCACCUUUUUUUCAAAAAGCGUGGGGAUAAUUAUAAAUACCAUAUAAGUAGUUGGUAAUUGAAACUUCUUGUUCUAUAGAUCACUCUAAGUUGUUAAUCGUAAUGUCUAUUUUUGCCUUACAUAUUUUACUUGAUUAAACUUCGUUACAACCACAAUAAAUUCAUUUAUAUCAAUUGAGAGACCUAGAACACAUUUGUUCUUAGUUCAAUUUUCUGAGCUGCUUUUGAUUUCAUUAUGGCAUUCGAUUUAACACCAGAUGAUGAAUUUAAUACAGUACUGUGUUUCAUUGUAUUGCUUAUUGGGUUUGUCUGUAUAAUACCUAUCAAUAAAAUCGAGUAAAUACUA